Messenger RNA from Linderina pennispora, 3322 nucleotides. RefSeq names its product antiviral helicase. Gene Ontology annotation, biological process: nuclear-transcribed mRNA catabolic process, 3'-5' exonucleolytic nonsense-mediated decay. Gene Ontology annotation, cellular component: Ski complex. Gene Ontology annotation, molecular function: RNA binding; ATP binding; RNA helicase activity. The transcript has 14 exons. The record is from RefSeq and is a predicted model, not a curated record. Bases 22 to 3141 code for a protein of 1039 amino acids. Lineage: Eukaryota; Fungi; Kickxellomycota; Kickxellomycetes; Kickxellales; Kickxellaceae.
CUGCAUUGUCUUGUUUGUGUCAUGGACGAAGAGCUGUUCCAAACGAUCGAGCGCGAGUACCUGCUGCCGCAGCCCAGCAUCUGCAACCCGUAUCUGUCAUCGGCGCAGCUGUCUGUGGAUCACAAGUCCACUCUACAUGAAGUGCUCUCGGUGCCAUCGACAUCUCUUGGAAGCACGAUGACCAUGGUUCGCGAUCACGUCACCGGCGAGUACUGCGCAGCAACCGAGACCGAGCUAUCAGGCGAGGCUAACCCAAUGUCGUUUAUGCGUAAAACUGGUCGCAAGCAAAACUAUGCUUCCGGAUCGAGCAACCAGGUGCCGUUCCAACCUGGCGGUCUGGACGAGAAAGACCUGGAGGCAUCCUCAGGGAAUCAAGCGCAGCCGAUCGAUUUGGCGGUCGAGCGGUACGGUGACGCUGCCGAUGAGGAGCCCAGCCCAGCCAAGGAAGCUGGUGAUGGAGUUAAGGAUCCGGAGAACGAUGAGCUUGAUCAGCUUGUGAAGGAUGACGCGGCAAUGGCACGCAAAGAGUGGGCCCAUGUCAUUGACGUUACCGCUGGGUUCUCAAAUUUCCACGACCUGGUGCCCAAGCCGGCCAAGCAGUUCCCCUUCGAGCUCGAUGUGUUCCAGAAACGCGCUGUGUAUCAUCUAGAGCGCGGCGAUUCGGUUGCUGGCAAGACCGUGGUGGCCGAGUACGCGGUGGCACUCUCGCAGAUGCAUAUGACCAAGACCGUGUACACGUCGCCGAUCAAAGCGCUGUCGAACCAAAAAUUCCACGACUUUUCUCAGUCGUUUGGCGAGGAUAAUGUGGGAAUUCUGACCGGCGACGUCAAGAUCCGGCCUGAGGCGCCGUGCCUGAUCAUGACUACCGAGGUGCUGAAGAAUAUGCUGUACCGUGGUGCCGAUGUGCUGCGCGAUGUCGAGUUUGUUGUGUUCGAUGAGUGCCACUACAUCAACGAUAUUGAGCGCGGCGUCGUGUGGGAGGAAGUCAUCAUCAUGCUCCCCCGGCAUGUGUCGAUUAUUCUGCUUUCAGCUACUGUGCCCAACACCAAGGAGUUUGCCGAGUGGGUCGGGCGCACAAAGAAGCGCGACAUAUACGUGAUCAACACGCCGAAGCGGCCGGUGCCGUUGGAGCACUAUCUAUAUAUGAUGAAGAUUGUCGACAAGAACGGCAACUUCGACAGCAAUGAAUGGCGCGAUGCCUACGCUGCUGUAAACAAGCCAGCGAGCAAGCCUGGUGGUUCCAGUGCUGGUCGUGGCCGGUCCAAUGCUGGACGGCGUGGCGGUGGGGCUGGUAAUCUGACACGCACGCGUCAGGGAGCGACGCUGUGGGUGCAUUUGGCCGGAUUCUUGCGUAAGCAGAAGCUGCUACCGGCUGUUUGCGAAGAGUACGCGUCUACGCUGUACAACCUGGACUUUUUGAACGAGAGCCGCCGCAGCGAAGUCCAUAUCUUCGUGGAUCGCUGCUUGAAGCGGCUCAAGCCAGAGGAUCUGAUUCGGGACCUGCUCAAGCGCGGCAUUGGUGUGCACCACUCCGGGUUGCUACCAAUUAUCAAGGAGAUUGUGGAGCUUCUGUUUGCUCGUGGGCUGAUCCACUGCCUGUUUGCUACCGAGACUUUUGCCAUGGGGGUCAACAUGCCUGCGCGCUGUGUUGUGUUCUCGUCGCUGCGGAAGCAUGAUGGCCGAUCGUUCCGCGAGCUGCUACCGGGUGAAUACACGCAGAUGGCUGGACGUGCUGGGCGCCGUGGUCUCGACGACACGGGUGUUGUGAUCAUCAAUGCUGCCAACGACGUGCCCGAUACACCGACGCUGCACACAAUGCUGCUGGGAUCGGCAACCAAGCUCGAGUCACAGUUCCGCCUUACGUACAACAUGAUCCUGAAUCUGCUGCGUGCCAAGCAGCUACGCGUCGAGGAGGUUAUCAAGCGCAGCUUUGGCGAAAACACAUCGCAGGGACAGGUGCCGGAGUUUGAGCGCCAGGUGGUCGAUAUCAAGCAGAAGCUCGACGAUAUGCCAGAGCUAUCGUGUCCGAUUUGCGAAGAGGACAUCAGCGAAUACUACCGUAUUGCCAGAGCAGUGCAAAGGCUGACUGCCCGUCUGCAUUCUACAGUCGCCCAUCGGUUAUCAGGAACCGGUGCCUCUGGCUACAUUGCCCAGGCAUUCUGCCCAGAGUUCCCUAAGCUUCCGCUGACAUCGGACGGCUCCAAAUUCGCAUGUGUCGUUCUCAACGACAGUGGCACUGUGCCUCCUCGUCCCUUGUCAGAUGCACAGACCCAGCUGGCCAAGCUGGACCAGCCACGCAUGACAUUCACCUAUGCUGCUGUGCCAACGUCGUCGAUUGCCUUGGCUUUGGACAGUGUGGUCAAGCUGGGCUCAUCGCUGGUGAGCAAGCAGCGGUUGAACAGCACCACGCCUACGGAUGUGCCCUCUGAUCUGGAGCUCAAGAUCAGCCAGGCAUUGCAGGCGCUGAUGUCGCAGCCUUCGGCGGAAUACCCGUGGGCCAAGGAGCUGGUAUACGAGCGUGCACGCCUGGUGCAGUCUGCAGUUGGAUUCCAAACUUGGAUCUUCCUGCCUGACUACCGCGUGCGCCUUGAGGUCUUGCGCGAUCUCGGGUAUACUGACGAGACGGGCAACGUGCAGCUCAAGGGCCGUGUUGCCUGCGAGAUGAACUCAGCCGACGAAUUGGUUCUGACUGAGCUGAUUCUCGACAACACGUUAGCACAGUAUGAGCCCGAGGAGAUUGUGGCAUUGGUUUCGGCGUUUGUGUGCCCGGAAAGGAGCGAAAGCUCGGAUCUGAUGAGCAGGCUGCCAGUGCAGCUCAAGCAGGGCCGGCAGCAGAUUGUUGAAACUGCAAAGCGCAUUGGGUCACUGCAGGCAGCGUACGGACUUCCGGUGAGUAUCGAGGAGUACCAGCGCGAGUUCCGGUUCGGGCUGAUGGAAGUGGCGUACGAGUGGGCGCGCGGGAUGUCGUUCCAAAACAUCACCAUGCUGACAGACACGCAGGAAGGCAUUAUCGUGCGCUGCAUCCUGCGGAUUGAUGAUGUCUUGAAGAACUGCAUGUCAGCAGCCCUGCUGCUGAAGCUGCAGGCUGCCAGCGAGAUGAUUCGUCGCGACAUUGUGUUUGCUGCCUCGCUUUAUUUCUAAUAGACAUUCGUCGGGCCCGUUAUUCUUUCAGCGACCAAGGAGUGGGAUGAUACGCUGCAUAUCAUGCUAGGCAAUGCAUGUAGCCUGAAGAUCAGUAGCAAUAUGUACAAACCUGAUACUCGGCGCGUGAAUAUUUUCAGAUAUGGUCCAAUACAAUUUGCGCUGUGCAAGUACCUUUGAA